This is a messenger RNA of Endocarpon pusillum Z07020, 2508 nucleotides long. RefSeq lists its product as uncharacterized. The transcript has a single exon. Bases 1 to 2508 code for a protein of 835 amino acids. NCBI's taxonomy places the organism in Eukaryota, Fungi, Ascomycota, Eurotiomycetes, Verrucariales, Verrucariaceae. The record is from RefSeq and is a predicted model, not a curated record.
AUGGCAACACCUUCCUCACCUCAGUUCGACUGGCGGGGCAUCUCUGUCUUAGGUCCCUACGGCCUCCUAAUACGGUAUAUCCCACACCAGCCAGCAAACCAGAUUCCUUUCGAUACAGGCGAUAUAAAUAACGGCAUCAACAACGUCGGUAUGAAUUAUACCCUCUUCGUCAACGCUGGCCGAACCGGAUCACCUGGCUUGGAAGUCACGGUCACCAUUGCAGCAGCCAACAAUCAACCACAGGUUAGCGUCACGAUCAUCCUGGAGCCCGGUGUUCAUGCAGGACGGGAAGGUUCAGAAGAGUAUUACAACUUGCACCUAGGCGAUACUCAGUUUCUGGGCUUAUCAGGAGGGGGUGGCCAUAUGUACGACCAUGAUCCUGCGGCAGUUCAUCUCGGUGUACCAUCAGCACAGAGAAAGGAGACUCUGCGAAUCAAACUGGUAUCACACGGUCAUGUGUGCCAUGAUCCUGAGGGGCUUGCCGCCAUCCGAGCACGACUUCCACCAGGUUCCAACGAUGCCCGGCUCUUGGAUGCGAUGACUUCAGCUCGAGGGAUGGCAGCCACUGGUUUCCAUGCCUGGUUUUACUGUCGAGUGCCGACGGCACAGCUGCAGAUAUUCACGAACAGCGUCCUCUUUUGGUUCAGAUGGAUGUGUGGCCAGCGCUAUCAGCCACUGUUUCAAUAUCCUAUGGAUAGUUUAGGUUUGAGCAUGGAUCCUCUUCCUGGUUUCCGAAACUCGAUGUACUGCGACAUGGUAACGCAUCAGGGGACGCAGGUGCUUGGAGACCCUGUUCUGCAAAUCUCGGACACCAUAGGCAGUCGAGACCGGCGGAUUCGUGCUGUCGCGAACAGUGUUGCACUGGUCCGGGAGAAUCAAGGUCAUGAAGCUUUCUGCACUGACGUUGGCAAGAGUAUGCAGGGGAUGAAGCUUCUCAGGAGUACCACCCCGUUUCUCCGUAAGGCAAGCCGGCUCUUGACAGCGAAUAAUUCCCUUCCGGCCAGAGACAUCCCAACAGAUCCGUAUGGAUACAUUGGAUAUAUUUAUAUUGGCACGACUUCACGCUCCUUUCCUAUCACUACUCCUCGACCCGGAUCAUUGUUCCACAUCACUUGGUACAACAACCUGGGAGGGAACACGCAGGGGACACCAGAGUUCGCGUACGGCAUGGUGCUGACCCCCGAUUCCGCCAGGUCCUCAACCGGUGCAAACUUUGCUCUUUCUCUGCGGAUACCUAAUCCUGCCGUGAGGCAGAGUGCCCAAGCAAAUUUCCACUUGGCUGUUGUGUUUCCAGUAAAGCUGCGCUUCAUUGAGAAUAGGCAGGUUCCUCUAGUGUUGUUCUCGCGGAUGGUAAGAUUCUCAGGAUUCUCUACCAAUCCGACUAUGCAGGCUCUCCAGGCAAAUGUGUUGCGCCCGGUGGCACCAUCCCCGUUCCGCGACGACCUUCACCGAGGUCCAAAUCCUCCCCUCAAUGACCCAGCUGAGAUGACCAGACUGGACGCUCUAUUCCAGGGUUUUGCACAGGCUGUUCGAAAUUCACCAUUGAUGGUGAACAUCCGACAGAUUGAGGGCAACCUCUUGUUCAAUGUGCCGGGUCAAAUUACUGGAAAGACUCAGCUGAUUCGUGCGACAAUCUCAGCAAGCAGCUUCCGUGCAGUAUACGGUCUGAUCCUGGUCCUCGUCGGUAUGGGACAUCGAACAAUUCUUGUUGUCGACGAGCCCGAGGACAGAUCUAGAGUGUGUUGGGACUUGUUCGACCUCUUUCAGCGAACUAGCACGACCGAUGACCAUUACGGUCGCACCUGGAGGGCGAAGAGGUUGAUGAGCUACUCAACCACUGAUGUGGAUUAUAAAUCUCCAGCCACGGAGCACAAUGCUGCUGCUAAAAGCGACCUCUCCAACUCCGGAAAUCCUCUUCGGCCAGCCUUGGAUCUGUACUUCAAGAUGCUGCUUGAUGACCUGCCAUCCCAUGCAUACAUGCACGAUCAAGGUGCGCUUCACAACGCAGGAGCUGCUGCGGCGCCACAGUAUCAUACCCCGCAAGCCAUGAGCUGGGCAGACCAUGCACAGGCGUACUUCAACCUCUAUCCCGGUGAUCGUGCUCAGCACUUCGCCGAUCGAGCUCGCGUCCUAAAUGGGCAGGUUGCCGCCGCCGGGGAGGCAACCGCCAUGCUGGAGCGGUUAAGUCUCAUUCGACGGAAUAUCAUAUCAAGAGCCGAUGUCCUUGUCUGCGAUUCUGACACAGCUAUGGGCUUCGACGUGCGAGCUUCGUUUCUUGAGCCAUUGAUAUUCCUAGGUAAUACACACCGAAUGGAGUUCGCAAGAGGCGCAAGCGUUCUUUUGCAACAUCCAAAGUAUGUUGCGUUUGUGCUUGGGAAUUUGGAUGACCAGAGGUAUGGGAGGGUGAGGUUUGCAUCGGAAGGGAGGAACGAGGCGAUGUUGACGAUGCGAAGGUCACUCUGGGAGACCUAUGUGUGGGCGGGGCAGCAGGUGAUCAACCUGACCUAG